Molecule: messenger RNA, 915 nt
Organism: Pedinophyceae sp. YPF-701
Lineage: Eukaryota; Viridiplantae; Chlorophyta; Pedinophyceae
Source: the annotation of a GenBank genome assembly
AUGGGCCGAGGCGCGAAGGACAAGAGGGACAUUUACUACAGGAAGGCCAAGGAGGACGGAUGGAGGGCGCGGUCCGCGUUCAAGCUCCUGCAGAUCGACGAGACAUUCGACAUCUUCAGCGGCGUCCGCAACGUCAUCGACCUGUGCGCCGCUCCUGGCAGCUGGAGCCAGGUCCUCUCCCGCAAGCUCUACCUGCCAGCCAAGGACGCGGGUGCUACGGGGGAGGAGCUGCCUAGGAUCGUUGCAGUGGACCUGCAGCCCAUGGCGCCGAUCGAGGGCGUCGUGCAGCUGCAGGGCGACAUCACGACGGAGGCGACCGCCCGCGCCGUCGUCGACGCGCUCGGGGGCGCCCCCGCCGACCUGGUGGUGUCUGACGGCGCGCCGGACGUCACCGGCCUGCACGACCUCGACGAGUUCGUCCAGUCGCAGCUGAUCCUCGCGUGCUGCACCAUCGUCGCGAGCGUGCUGCGCCCCGGCGGCUCCUUCGUCGCCAAGGUCUUCCGCGGCCGCGAGGCAGCCCUGUUGUAUGCGCAGCUCAAAGUGCUCUUCGCCGACGUAUCCAUCGCGAAGCCGCGGUCGUCGCGGAACUCCUCGGUCGAGGCGUUCGUCGUGUGUCGCGGGUACGCGCCGCCGCGGGGCGCCACCGCCGCGGACGUGCGGGCAGCGCUAGCAGACGCGGCGGCCGCGCAGGGGGCCCCGGGGGUCGCGGAGCCGCUCCGGAGCAUGGCGCGGUUCGUGGCGUGCGGGGACCUGAGCGCGUACGACGCGGACCGCUCGUACGACCUCGACCCCGGGUACGAGCGCCUGGCCCCAGUGCAGCCCCCGAUAGCACCUGCGUACCUCGCGGCCGUGCAGCGGACGCGGCAGGGCGGGGCGGGCGAGGCGGCGCAGGGCGCGGCGAACGGAAACAAGUAG